This is a messenger RNA of Closterium sp. Naga37s-1, 228 nucleotides long. Lineage: Eukaryota; Viridiplantae; Streptophyta; Zygnematophyceae; Desmidiales; Closteriaceae. The record is from the annotation of a GenBank genome assembly.
AUGUUUAGUAUCGUGAUAGAGGUAGUAUACGUGAUGAAAUUGCGCGCUCGCGCCUUGGGCGCUCGCGCCGUUGGCGCUGGCGCUGGCGCCUUCACGCUGGCGCAGUUGGGCGCUGACCCUAUUUGGCGCUGGUGCCAUGGGGCGCUGGCGCCGUUGGCGCGGGCGCUUAAGGGGCUGGUGCCGGUGUCGCUCGCGCCUAAGGCGCUGGCGCCGUUCGCGCUGGCGUAG